Molecule: messenger RNA, 1525 nt
Organism: Gymnodraco acuticeps
Lineage: Eukaryota; Metazoa; Chordata; Actinopteri; Perciformes; Bathydraconidae
Gene: rbm43
Exons: 4
Coding region: 81-1460 (459 amino acids)
Source: RefSeq, a predicted model, not a curated record
UUGCUUUCGAUUUCAUCGCACUGGUGUCAUGUCAUGGAGAUAACAGGAGUGAGUUUUAAAGCAGAGAAGGACGCACGCCCAUGACCACUUCCCCUUGCAGCAGACUGGAGACUAAUGUCAGUUUAUGCUGUGGAGCAGAGAAGACGGUUAAUCCCAUCCCCCGGACCUCAACACUGGAACCGGUGUCUGUCUUAAGAGAGAAAGUUGCUGCUCCAGUCCUGCCUAAAUGCUCCCAUGUAUUGGAGGUGAAUUGGCAACAAUAUCAUCUAACAGUCAAAUCCUCUGAACAUCCUCAGAUGGAUUUACCAGUGGAGGCAACAGUACAUUUGAACCUUUUCCCCAAUGAGGCGGAGGUGAUAGAACUACUCCAGUCACAUGGCUUUAGUUUGACGUAUCUGAGUCAAGACCAGGUGCGUGUGAAGGGGUCGUUUCUGAAACUCAAAGCUGUGAAGGCCUCUCUGGAGCAGAUUGUUAAAUCAGACAGUAAGACGGACAUCGUUCCGGUCCCAAAAGCCUCCUAUGCUUCCUCUGGAGCCGUUUCCAAACACUACCCCCGAAACAGCUCAGUGUCCAAUGCUAACAGAAGCCGAGACAAGCCUCCGUACUCUUCUCCAUCUUCACCCUCCUCCUCCUCGCCUCCGUCAUCUCCAAACAAACUUCCAAGCUCACAAUACAAAGCGUCUCCUUCUCCAGAACCAGAUCAGCGCAGCUCAUUCAGUCCUCGAAGUGAGUCAUUUAUCGUCGAUGAAGAUGUGUUUAGGUACGCAGAUCGGCUCAGGAAAAGAGACAUUGAUGGCAUCGUGGAAUGCCAUAAUGUCAGAAUGGUGGUAGUAAAAGUAGGCGAUAGCGCCAGCAUCACUCUACAUGGGAAGAGCGCGAGAACAGCGGUCGGUAAACUACAGAGCCUCCUGGAUGAUCUCAACCAAUCACUGCGCACACAGGAAGUCCUUCUAAAGGACAUGGAUCAAGAAGGCAGGGUGCUUUUAGAGAAGAUCAAGAAAGACAGAAACAUUUACAACUCAGUGCUCGUAUGUCCCAUGGACGUCAAACUUCGCCUGAUUGGACCGUCCCGUGAGAGCCACGAUUUAAAGCACAUACUCUUACGGAGGCAGAGGGAGCAGUCACGACAUCCAGAGAGGACGUCGGUCACAAUAGAGAAUAGGAGGAGCAGCUCUCUGCCACCGGUCAGUCACAAGAACGCCAGAGAUAGGGGGGGCGUCGACACGUCAUAUCCUUACGCAGAUGAGGCAGGUUACUCUCCUUCAAGGUACCAGGACGAGGAGCUGGGAGCUGCUGGUUGCUUUGGUGGAGCUUCAAUGGAUACAAGACGCCCUGAAUCCAGAAGAUACGCCCCGAAAGAAAGGGUGCAAAAGGAGGAAGAGAAAAGUCCUAAAUCACCUAAGAAAGCCUGGAACAGUUUAAAGGGAAAGUUUAUAUCUUUAUGGAAAAAGAAAAGAUAAGGAGUGAAGUUUUGUAAAUGAGGUAGAAAGACCAUGCUACCUUAUCAUACAUUUUUUUUACACUA